AUAGAUGUCUAUAACAGUUCAGAGUGAGGAUUUACUGGAAAUCACAUGAUACAUGAGGAAGGGCGUUGUUUGGGCAGGACGUCACUUCUCACUUUCUGUUUCGUGCUUUCACUGCAGCAAUGGAAGGGCGAGAUGCAAAUAGGGAAGAAGAACAUCUGGAAAUCCAAGAUCAUUUUAGAAGAAAUGCCCUCAUAAUUAUCAGCUCGAUGCUGCGUUGGUGGAAGGAUUCUGGAAAAGGGAAACUUUUAGUGGACGAGAUUAUUCACAGCAUCUUCUUUCUGGGAAAAAUCAACACCGCCCCCUACACACCAGAGAGGAUUAUUGGCAACAAAGAGAUGUUGGUCAAGUUGAGAGAGAAAUUCCCUCGGCCUUUUGAUUACUACUUGUCUCAUGUUCCUAAGCGGAGUCCAUUCUCCUGUGUUAUGGACAUGAUGGUCCUGCUGAAAGGACAAGGGAACGAAGACCAAAUAAAGCAGAGUCUGAGAGAUCUCAUCAACGACAAGCUGUCAAAGAAGAAGAACAAGAGGUUUCUGGUCUCCACUACCAUCUGUGUCUCUCAGAAAUCAACUGAGAACAACUCAGUCAGGUACUAUGGAGUCUCCAUGUCCGCUGGACCAAACCCCAGGAGAAUUCUGGUAGCUGCUGCCUGUUGUAGUGCUUGGGAUGAGUAUGUAUCUGAUGCAGUGAUGACCUACUAUCCAGAUACGGUCAGGAAACAAUACUUUGAUGGAACCAUCAAACUUCCUAAAGGUGUCAGGUGUGACGCGUUUGACCUCAGUGAUUUAGAUGAUAAGGAUCCUUGUAAAUUAUGUAGAAAUUUGUUUAGUUUGCAAGUGAGAACACAAAUAGAGGAAGGUGAGAUUUCAUGGCCCUAUGGCAACUGUGCUGAGGCUGAGAGCCUGAGCAACCUGCUUAAAAAUGAGAAGGAAGUUAAAGAGAAAACACAACAAAAAUCGUACAACAGUGAGGACAGGCAGAGGGCUAAAGACAGUGUUCUUGAUGAACUUAAGACACUGCUAAGCGAGGUUAAAUUUAAAUGGAAGGCUAAUGAUUUCUACAACCCAUAAACAGAAUAAUCCUGAAAAAAGGAAAUAAAUUGACAUUAAAUGGCCACAGUCUUUUAUCAUAAAGAGGCCUAACAUAUCUCUUUUUCAUCAUUAAAAGAUGCGUCACUGCUAUAACACAGGGUUGUCAUUACUGUAAUCAUAGUUGAUGUAACAUGCUUUAUCAUUUUAUUAAUUCUCACGCUACAUGUGAUUUGUACUUUUGUACUUACCAAGAAUAAUAACGGUGAAGAUUAGAAUAUAUUCACGGUCCUAAUUGUGAGCUGACUAUGUGUCAGUAUUUUGAAUGAAUCAUUCAGAUGGUGCAAAAAUUGUGUUGAUCAUGUUGAUUGAUUAAUAAAAUCACACGGUGAUGGUA
This is a messenger RNA of Lates calcarifer (barramundi perch), 1422 nucleotides long. RefSeq lists its product as uncharacterized. Lineage: Eukaryota; Metazoa; Chordata; Actinopteri; Centropomidae. The record is from RefSeq and is a predicted model, not a curated record. Bases 120 to 1067 code for a protein of 315 amino acids. The transcript has 5 exons.